GCCGGCGAGGUGUGACGGCGGCUGCGCGGACAGGGGCUCGGUUGGUGUCGCGUCGCUGUUUAUUUUGAAACGUCCUCCGGCGGGUGGCGUGUUCUCGGGCAGCGGUGUUGGCUUGGCUCAGCGGCGGGGAAGGCCUUGGCAGAAGCCUUUGGAGCAAAUGAAAUGAAUUGUGGUCGCUGUUAUGAAGAAAACCCAGCAGUUAAUUUGUGUAUGAGUACAUCCAUUUCCGGACUCGAUGUCCUUGGUGAUUCGGAUCUUUCUCACAACACUUUGUCUCUGCAGACACCAUGCGCCCAGUAACUAAAGACUGAGAAGUUGUGAUUCCAAAGGGAGUUGUGGGAAUGGCUGGACACUUCCGCAGCUAUGUUUGGGAUCCCAUUCUCAUUGUGUCUCAGAUUAUCCUAAUGCAGUGCAUCUACUACAGCUUCCUGGGCAUCUGGUUGGCUGUGGUGGACAGCCUGGUACAGAACAGUCGAUCACUUGAUCAAAUAUUUAGUUAUGAGGUGUUGGGGUUUUCCACGGGUCAGGGGAGACUUUCAAUGAUGGCCUUUGUCCUCAAUUCACUCACAUGCGCACUUGGUUUGUGGUAUUUUAUCCGGAGGGGAAAGCAGUGUUUGGAUUUCACCGUGACUGUCCAUAUCUUCCACUUUAUGGGCUGUUGGAUCUACAAUUGGCACUUUCCCACAGCACUGACCUGGUGGCUGGUGAACAUUGUGUGCAUUGCCCUGAUGGCAGUGAUAGGUGAGUACCUGUGUAUGCGGACAGAGCUGAGAGCCAUUCCUGUCAACGCUGGGCCCAAAUCUAACCUGUGAGCACAGCUUCUCCGAUGUGUCUAGUCACGACUGAAACUGCUGCAGCAACCAGUGUUAAAACAGAUUGUGACAACUUCUAUCUCAAUGUUAACAAGACUUGGUGCACAUGUGUUUUUGUCGCCGUAUAUAACCCUUCUGGACAAAGGAGUCCUUUGUUUUUAUCAAGCCUUUCUACGCAUGGAACUUUCUGGAUUUCGGUGGAUGGAGUUGGUGUUUGGUGACGGAGAUCACAAGCAGGAGAUGUAUGCAGUUGUAUAAACCAAUCUAGAUGUGGAUUCACUAGGAUUUCCUUCCAGUCAGAUUUACUGAGUCUGUUGUGCUGCUUUUACUUAAGAGACUGACCGUGAGAACCCCACAUACUGGAUUGUUCCAACAUUUUUCUCUGAUUUGUCUUUGCCUGAUCUAAAUUCCCUUUUACGUUUGACUUUGAACUUGUGUACAGACUAAUUAUCUGCAAACUAGAAACCUGUGUCUCAAAUAACCAUUCAAUAAGGAGUGCUGACUCUGUCAUCAACUGACCCCUGGAAUCUAUUGUAACACUGGAUGUGUCUGGCAUUGCGUAGAUAAGCAGAAAAUUAAGUACAUCUUGUUUUGAUAUUGAGAUGUUGUCUCCUAAUUAGUGUAAAAUGGUUUUAGUUAACUGGUAAAGGCACUUUGAAAGGCUGGUCCUGGAUCUGAGGACUGAUACCUAUGCACAGUCCAGACUCUAGUGCCAUGUUUAAUUAACAUGGUAUGCAGCUUGAUCUCUAUUUUGUUUAAAAGACAAUGAGGAAUAAAUCUAUUGCAGUGCUUAAAUAUAAACUUUUUAGUUCUUGGUUCCAAUCACUUCUUGCAAAAAUAGUGGGCUCUGACUACAUCUGCCACCAUCUGAUUACCACAUCCUACAUGGUGAUUCUUGCUAGGGUUUGGUCACCAGUCGGGUUCAUGAUGGAAAUUUGGGCAAUGAUGUUGAAGAGCUGUUCAGGGGAUCUUCUACCUGAUUAAUGAUGCAUCUCAUUUCAUUAAAUAUGAGUAAUUAUUCCCUAAAUCAAAGAAAUAGGAACAUUAUAAAAAAGGCCCUUCUGUUUAUGCUGUAUCUAGAUUUGAUCACUGCCUCCAACAGUCUUCAUAAUAUUUGAGAAAUGGGCUCUUGCUUCUGUUGUGUGAAACAGAGACAUUCACUGCUAUGUUACUGCCUGUCAGGACUUUCCACAUAAUGAGUUGCACCUUGGGGGGGUGGGGCGUAGUCAUUUUAAUAUCAGUGAAAUUAACAGGCAUGAAAAUCGUAGACUCUGAAAUGUGAUGUAAGGAAAUUGUGUUAUGGGGCAUGUGAAAUGUAAAUAAUAAAUCAACUGAAAAAAUUAGGACCCCCAAUAGUAUCAAAAGAAAAAUAUAUAAUUUGAAAAAUGGAAUGAGAAAAGACCAUUCAUAUCCCCAAAGUUCAAAGUAAAUUUAUUAAAGUCUGUACAUGUUACCAUAUACUACCUUGAGAUUCAUUUUCUUUUGGGCAUUAACAGAAAAUGAAAUACCUAAACAGACAAACACUGACAAACAACUGAUGUGCAAAAGAAGACAAACUGUGAAAAUAAAAACAAUACUGAGACCAUGAGCUGUAAAGAGUCCUUGAAAGUGAGUCUGUAGGUCAUAGAAUCAGUUCAGAGUAGUAAUGAUUGAAGCCUGAUAGUUAUACGAUGACUUCCUGAAACUCUGUGUGUAGUAAUGAUUGAAGCCUGAUAGUUAUACGAUGACUUUCUGAAACUCUGUGUGUGUCCUAAGGCUUAUAUCCUUCCUGCCUGAUAGUAGCUUCUUCCAUCAUUCCAUCAUAUCAUCGCUAAUCUCUGCCUCAAUAUUUACAACUUCCGUUAGUCAUUUCCAGUAGAAGCUUGGAGGUAAGUUUCAGCUAACCCAGCACAGCCAAUAUUUGUGUUCCAGGUUCUUCCUCCUUCCUUUUUGUGUUAUAAAACCAAAAAAAGGUUUCCAGGUUUAAAUGCUAAUAGAGUUUAAUUUUGAUUGUUUCCUCAGUUCUAGAUGCCCUCAGUGAUUUCUUGUUUCCAACAGCUCUCGUAAUUCAUAAGCUUUUCUUCAGGCCUUCUCGGUUGGCUUGUCUUCUGCAUGUUUUGAUCAUCGUGACGGUUUAAUCACACAAUGAAACCUUUGCCUUUUAGCAGUAUAGUUGGUUUUGUACUGUACAAAAACUCAAGUGGUUCUCAUUGUUUUAACAGCUUUCAAAAGAAUGAUAUCUAAAAUAAAUUUGAUCAGGUGACCUUUUCCCCCUUGUUGAGCCAAUAUUGCAUUCAAUAGUGGUCACUUUAUUGUCUAACUAAAUUCUGGCUUGUGAUUCAAUACUAAAUCCCAUAUAAUCUACUCUUGUAUUGGUUGGAAGACAGGUUGUUCUAGAAGUGCAUUGCCUUUGAGCUGCUUUGCUUCUGCCAGUUACAUAAUAUGAGCAUUCAACAUCUCCCAUAAAUGGAGCAAAAGCAGCUCUCGAGGAUGGCUUUAAUUUCAGUACAUGUAGGUUGCCUGACAAAAAUCUCCUUAUUAACUGUAAUUUUAAUUUUUCUUCUGAAAUAAUACUCGGGUUUUUUUUAUUUUAAAGGGAGUUGCCUCUGAGGGAAUUGUAAAUAACAUGAGAAUAUUCUGAACGGUUAGCUCUUUCAAAGUUCAAAGUAAAUUUAUUAUCAAAGUACAUAUAUGUCACCAUAUACAACCAUGAGAUUCAUUUCUUUUGGCCAUAAGCGGCAAAUCUUUAAAAUAAUAACCAUAACAGAAUCAAUGAAAGACCACCCUGUUUGGGUGUUCAACCAGAGGGCAAAAGAUGACAAACUGCAAAUACAGAAAGAAAUAAAUAACAAUAAUAAAUAAACAAUAAAUAUUGAGAACCUGAAAUGACAAGUCCUUGAAAGUGAAUUGAUUGGUUAUGGAAUAUUUCCAUGAUGGGGCAAUUAAAGUUGAGUGAAGUUAUCCCCUUUCGUUCAAGAGCCUGAUGGUUGAUGAGUAGUAAGUGCUCCUGAACCUGGUGGCGUGAGUCCUGAGAAUUUUGUACCUUGCCCCUGAUGGCAGUAGUGAGAAGAGAGCAUGUCCAAGGUGGUGGGGGUCUCUGAUGACGGAUGUGCUGAAUGUAGGGAAGGGCUUUACCUGUGAUGGACUGGGCUGUAUCCAUUACUUUUUGUAGGGUUUUCCAUACAAAGGGAUUGGUGUUUCCAUACUAGGCUGUGAUGCAGCCAGUCAAUAUACUCUCCACCACACAUUGAUAGAAGUUUAUAAAAGUUUUGUAUGUCAGGCCGAAUCUUCACAAACUCUUAAGGAAGUGGCAGCACUGCCGUGCUUUCUUCAUAAUUGUACUUAUGAGCUGGCCCAGGGCAGGUCCACUGAAAUGAUAACACCGAGGAAUUUAAAGUCGCUCCUCUCCACCCUCUGAUGCCCCAAUGAAAUCUGGUUCAUGGACCUCCGGUUUCCUCUUCCUUACGUCAAUAAUCAGCUCCUUGUUCUUGCUGACAUUAAGUGAGAGGCUUUGUUAUGGCACCACUCAGCCAGAUUUUCGAUCUCCCUCCGACAUGCUGAUUCAUCACCUCCUUUGAUUAGCCUACAACAACAGUGCCUUUGACAAACUUGACACAUUUCAUUAUGUUUGCAGUUACUUCAAUUACCCUUUCAUCUUAUCAGUUAUGUUCAUUUGCAGCAUUACAAAAAUUAGAAAUAUUUGUAUCGUUAAUGUAGUUAAAUAUAACCCUGUCUAUCCUACAAGUGUGGCAACUGAAUUUGAUAUGGUAAGUGGAAGAUUGUUGUUGGUUGCACUGUGUCAUUAGGUCCACUAGGAGGGGCUCCUAUCUAGUCAAUUCCUACUACAGUUGUUGAUAUGAGGAAACUGGUGUCUGCCCCCUUCCUUUCCAGUCCUGAUGAAAGGUGUUGGCCAAAAAUGUUGUCUCUUCGUUUCCCUCCAUAGCUGCCACUUGGUCUGAGUUCCUGCAGCAUCUUGUGUGUGCUGCUUAAGAUUUCCUACAUCUACAGAACCUCUUGUCUCAAACUCAUCAGGAUACUGAAUAGUGGGCUGAUCAAUGGUAAAAGGAGUAAAUGCUGAAAAUACCCAGCAGGUCAGUUAGUAUCUGGUGGAAGAAAGAGAGGCUGUUUUGUGUUGCUGACCUUUUUUAUAACUGGCAAUAUUUAGAAUGUUGGUCAGCUUUACAUUACAAAGGAGGGAGGGAAAGGUGCAGAGAACAGCGUCUGGGCCUUAGGGUGGAAAUGAAGCAAAAAUGGAUGAUGCAGGUUGGUGUCGAAUGAGACAGGGUGAAGAAGGCUUGUUAAUAGCAGCUAAUCUGUGGAGGACAUGAAUAGAGGAACAAGAAACAAAACAUACUAAAACUGAGAUGUACAAUGUGACAGUUGCUGAAUAUUUGAAGUAGCAGAUGGUGGGAAAUCCCCACCUUUGUUGGUCAAGGAAUCCUGUCAUCUCAUGAGCUGAUGUUCUGGUGAAACACAGGAACAUAGUAAACCUACAAAUGCAGGCCCGUGAGUAGGCUGUAAUUCCACAAAGUUGUUGGGUUUGCUAUGUGUGAUCAACCCCUGGUUCCUUAAGAUUGUCAUAGCUGGGGAGGUAGUGGGGGCGAGCUCCUACUACAUAGUAAAUGCUUCCAAUGGCAUGUGCCUCAAAUUGCCUCUGACAACCAAGUCCAGCUCCUGGCCCGCACAGGUGGCUUAGCUACUAAGCCCGGCAGAACAGUUUCUACUGCUAAGAGAAGGGGCAAAGCUGGAUUGCUGGUGCCUUAAAGCCAGUUGCUUUGGGCAGAUGGGGCCUGUCAGCUGCGUUUGGCAGCUCAUCUAGGAGAAGGAAAACUCUGAUCUCAAACCUCGGCUGCCAACUCAUAGGGAAGGCUUUGGGAGUAAAGCCAGAGGGGAAAAAUCCAGAGCGAGAAUCCCUAAUGCAUGCCAAUGUUGAGUUCAAUGCUGAUUGUCAACUCCCGCGACACCUCUGGUGCCAAACUAUUAGUGGCUACCAUUCAACACACAUCAAAGUUGCUGGUGAACGCAGCAGGUCUAGGAAGAGGUACAGUCGACGUUUCAGGCCGAGACCCUUCGUCAAUAUUUCUGCCAUUUACUGCAUAUUUUACACUUACAUCUGUCUUCCAAAGUGCUUUACCAGAACUGUGCAGAAUUCCCCUUCCAAAUGAAUGGUCAGACAAUUUAGUAAAAUGAUCCGUGUUUUUUUUAAUGCUCAACAUCUGAAAUAAAGAUCUAUUACCCUUUCAAGCAAUUUAUUUCUGAUCAUAUGUCUCACUGUAUAAAAAUAGUUAUUGUGGGAAGUUUUGUUUCUGGUUUUCUGCUAACUACACCUGUGCAAAUGUUCCAGGAAGUUUCUGUGAC
This is a messenger RNA of Mobula hypostoma (lesser devil ray), 6149 nucleotides long. It is a transcript of the gene sys1, whose product is annotated as SYS1 golgi trafficking protein. The coding region runs from base 342 to 812 and encodes 156 amino acids. Gene Ontology annotation, biological process: protein localization to Golgi apparatus; Golgi to plasma membrane protein transport; Golgi to endosome transport. NCBI's taxonomy places the organism in Eukaryota, Metazoa, Chordata, Chondrichthyes, Myliobatiformes, Myliobatidae. The transcript has 5 exons. The record is from RefSeq and is a predicted model, not a curated record. Gene Ontology annotation, cellular component: Golgi membrane; trans-Golgi network.